Caenorhabditis briggsae is the source of this 645-nucleotide messenger RNA. The transcript is spliced from 4 exons. The coding region runs from base 1 to 645 and encodes 214 amino acids. The record is from RefSeq and is a predicted model, not a curated record. NCBI's taxonomy places the organism in Eukaryota, Metazoa, Nematoda, Chromadorea, Rhabditida, Rhabditidae.
AUGCGUUUGAAAGUACAAACCUCCUUGGCAAUCAUAUCGGUUUUUGCAAUUUUCACCCGAAUUUCCGCCGCCGAGACCAUUUGCAAUGGCACCGAACUGUCGGUUUACGACGAUUUGGACAUUGGAGGUCUCACCGAAAAACCAUGCACAAAAGUGUUCGGAGAUAUUGUCAUUGCCAAUUUGAAUGGUGGAAAACGAAUGUCUAACUACUGGACCAUUGAGGAGCUCUAUGGAUCCUUAUUCAUCGUAAAUACCACGAAUCUCGGAGAUUCUGUGAAUCUCCAGAAUCUUCAAACUAUUCAUGCUGCUGAGUCACCAGCUUUGGUUAUCAGAAACAAUCGGGGAUUGAGAUUAGCAAUUGGAGCAAGGCUUGGACAUGUCUCGACUGGAAGUAACAUCACGUAUUGGUUAACGGACAACUGGCCAGCGGCUAUGACAGAGAGCGAACACUACACCCUAUUCAUGGCGUCCGACAAAAACCGUCCCGUCUUCUACACUGACAAUCAUUUUACUACUCGACAGUGUGACGGAUGGUACUACAAAUUAUGGACCUUUGUAUUUGGAACUCUUUGUGUCAUGGUCUCCUGUGCUCUCAUUGGACUGUCCUUCUAUGGACGGAGAGAGAAAACUAAGAAAGGAAUUUGA